Gregarina niphandrodes is the source of this 1209-nucleotide messenger RNA. RefSeq lists its product as hypothetical. The transcript has a single exon. Lineage: Eukaryota; Apicomplexa; Conoidasida; Eugregarinorida; Gregarinidae. The record is from RefSeq and is a predicted model, not a curated record. The annotation marks the transcript as partial.
AUGAAGUGGCGAGGGAUUACAGUGGGUGUUGUUUUAGGAGCGUAUGAAGCAUGUGCCAAGAGCCUUGCAGGCAAACAGACCAAUGACGGAGAUCUCAUAUGUGAUGAUUGUCCGAUGCCGCCUGUCCGUGUUUGGAUCAAUCAAGAUGGAGCCUUCGGGUUGACUGAUCCAGUAACGUACAUAACUGAAGUUUUGAACAAGUUAAACUCCAGUAUUGAUGAUUUUGAUUUUGGUGUGUCUUUGUUCAAUGACCGAUUUGAACCCUGGUGUUAUUUGUCCGUGGUGGACAUGGGAGGGAAGGCGGCGUUUGACGAGAAGGUGUCGACGACUGCAGCCGCCCUGUCCGUCCACAGCUCGUUAGGAAGCCGAGGCUGGCCGGGAGACGCGCUCUCGGCUUUGCCGUUCGUGGCGAAACACCAAUUCGAUGAGUCAGAAGAUACCUUAAAUGUGUUUGUUGUAAUUACAGAAGACUGGGGCAAGUACCACGGAAUGGACUGCCCCUACCAUGGUACCCACCAUGAUACCCACUAUGAUACCCACCGUGACACCCAGCAUGAUACCCACCAUGUUACCCUCAAACAUAACGGCAUCCACAAGGACCUCGGUACCCGUAAGGGAACGGAAUGCCCUUUUUGCUCCCGUUGGUCAGAAGACGAACAGUCUGUCUUCAACAAGAACGCCCAAGACGCCGUUACCUGCGACUCCGGCGUCUGGUACCCCACCGUGGAGCAACUCGUUCACGCCAUCAGGACCUACAAAGUCGUUCCGCUCGUCCUCGCCGCCGAAAGCAAGGUCGACUGGUGGGUUGACCUCUGGGCAAAUCAGGCGCGGCUGAGACACAACCAGUUCGCCGUCAUUCCCGUCGACACGGACUCGGUCGGCGACGCCGUUCUGGCCGGAAUUAAAACGCUCACGGACGCGACCUCCCGCAACCUAGUCACCCCGACCGAAGAAGCCACCACCGCCUCUCAACCCCUCACCCGGCUUCUCCCCACCACCGCUGAUCUUCUCACCGACCCCCUGACCACUACUGAUCUUCUCACCGACCCCCCGACCACCACUGAUCUUCUCACCCACCCCCUGACCGCCGCUGAUCUUCUCACCGACCCCCUGGCCACCGCCGAUAUUCUCACCGACCCCAUGACCACCGAUCUUCUCACCGACCCCCUGACCACCACUUUUCUUCUCACCGACCCCCUGACCACCACG